Molecule: messenger RNA, 411 nt
Organism: Nicotiana attenuata
Lineage: Eukaryota; Viridiplantae; Streptophyta; Magnoliopsida; Solanales; Solanaceae
Exons: 1
Coding region: 1-411 (136 amino acids)
Source: RefSeq, a predicted model, not a curated record
AUGGAUAUGGAAAAGGCUUAUGAUAGGGUGUCAUGGAAAUACUUGAUGCAAGUGUUAAGGAAGAUGGGGUUUGCAGAAUGCUUCAUCAAUAUGGUGUGGAAUAUGAUUGCUAACAAUUGGUACUCAGUCAUGGUUAAUGGGCAAGCAUCAGGAUUUUUUCAUUCAACAAGGGGUGUGAAGCAAGGGGAUCAACUAUCCCCAGCUUUGUUCAUUCUGUCAGCUGAAGUUUUAUCAAGAUCACUGAAGAAAAUGUUUGAAGACAAGCAGUUUAGAGGAUUUGGAAUGCCAAAGUGGACUGAUCCUUUGAACUACCUUACCUAUGCUGAUGACACUAUUAUAUUUGCCUCUACAGAUCCUUACUCAUUACAAAAGAUUGUUGAUGUGUUGGUUCAGUAUGAACACCCUUCUUGA